Macrosiphum euphorbiae (potato aphid) is the source of this 621-nucleotide messenger RNA. Lineage: Eukaryota; Metazoa; Arthropoda; Insecta; Hemiptera; Aphididae. The record is from the annotation of a GenBank genome assembly.
AUGAAUUUAGCAAUGUUAACAAGGGCUGGUAAUACAGUUUUGCGAUCAUCUACUCUGAUACCACUUAGAUCAGCAUCGCAAAUCAAGUAUAUAAAUGUAAACAGGGAUAAUGAAUUUGAAAAUAUAAGUUGGGGAGCAAUGACAGAUCAAGCUAUUUCCUAUGCAUUUGUUACUGAAUUAUGUAGAGGUGCUGCUGUAUCAUUGGCUCAUUUUUUCAAGGAACCAGCUACCAUCAACUAUCCAUUUGAGAAGGGACCUUUAUCACCUCGUUUCCGAGGAGAACAUGCUCUUAGACGUUACCCAUCUGGUGAAGAGAGAUGCAUUGCCUGCAAACUGUGUGAAGCUAUAUGUCCAGCCCAAGCUAUCACUAUUGAAGCGGAAGAAAGAGCUGAUGGAAGUCGCCGUACAACACGUUAUGAUAUUGAUAUGACAAAAUGUAUAUACUGUGGUUUUUGUCAAGAAGCAUGUCCCGUAGAUGCCAUUGUUGAAGGUCCAAAUUUUGAAUACUCUACUGAAACUCAUGAAGAACUUUUGUACAACAAGGAAAAGUUAUUAAAUAAUGGUGAUAAAUGGGAAUCAGAAAUUGCUGCUAAUAUACAUGCUGAUCAUCUAUACCGUUAA